AUGACUGGACAUCCUCUUUGGCCCUUUUACUCCCUCCUUCUGAGACAUCUGUAUGGAUUGUUUCAUUACAACGCCACGAUGCUUGGACUUGAAUCGCUUCCAGAUCCCACAGAUACUUGGGAAAUUAUAGAGACCAUAGGUAAAGGCACCUAUGGCAAGGUCUACAAGGUGACUAAUAAGAAAGAUGGGAGCCUGGCUGCAGUAAAAAUUCUAGAUCCAAUCAGUGAUAUGGAUGAAGAGAUUGAGGCAGAAUACAACAUUUUGCAGUUUCUCCCGAAUCAUCCCAAUGUUGUAAAGUUUUACGGGAUGUUUUACAAAGCGGAUCACUGUGUGGGAGGACAGCUGUGGCUGGUCCUGGAGCUGUGUAAUGGGGGCUCUGUCACUGAGCUCGUCAAAAGUCUACUUAGGUGCAACCAGCGGUUGGACGAAGCAGUGAUCUCAUACAUCUUAUACGGGGCCCUCUUGGGCCUUCAGCAUUUGCACAAUAACCGAAUCAUCCACCGUGAUGUCAAGGGGAAUAACAUUCUUCUGACAACAGAAGGAGGAGUUAAGCUCGUUGACUUUGGUGUCUCAGCUCAACUCACCAGUACACGUCUACGGAGAAACACAUCUGUUGGCACCCCAUUCUGGAUGGCCCCUGAGGUCAUCGCUUGUGAGCAGCAGUAUGACUCUUCCUAUGACGCCCGCUGUGACGUGUGGUCCUUGGGGAUCACAGCUAUCGAACUGGGGGACGGAGAUCCUCCCCUCUUUGACAUGCAUCCCGUGAAAACGCUCUUUAAGAUUCCAAGAAAUCCUCCACCUACUUUACUUCAUCCAGAAAAAUGGUGUGAAGAAUUCAACCACUUCAUUUCACAGUGUCUCAUUAAGGAUUUUGAAAAGCGACCUUCGGUCACACAUCUCCUCGACCACCCAUUUAUUAAAGGAGUCCAUGGGAAGCUUUUGUUUCUGCAGAAGCAGCUGGCCAAGGUCCUCCAAGACCAGAAGCAUCUAAAUCCUGUUGUUAAAACCAGGCAUGAAAGGAUGCACACCAAAAGACCCUAUCAUGUGGAAGAUGCUGAAAAAUACUGCCUUGAGGAUGACUUGGUCAAUAUGGAAGUCCUGGAUGAGGAUACAAUUAUUCAUCAGCUGCAGAAACGUUAUGUGGACUUACUUAUUUACACAUAUGUUGGAGAUAUCUUAAUUGCCUUAAACCCCUUCCAGAAUCUAAGCAUAUACUCUCCACAGUUUUCCAGACUGUAUCAUGGAGUGAAACGUGCCUCAAAUCCCCCUCACAUAUUUGCAUCAGCAGAUGCUGCUUACCAAUGCAUGGUUACUUUCAGCAAAGACCAGUGCAUUGUCAUCAGCGGAGAAAGUGGCUCUGGGAAGACGGAAAGUGCCCACCUGAUCGUUCAGCAUUUGACCUUCUUGGGAAAGGCAGAUAAUCAGACCUUGAGAGAAAAAAUUCUGCAAGUCAACUCUCUGGUGGAAGCCUUUGGAAAUGCAUGCACUGCCAUCAAUGACAAUUCCAGCCGUUUUGGAAAAUAUCUGGAAAUGAUGUUUACACCAACUGGAGCUGUGAUGGGAGCAAGAAUCUCUGAAUAUCUCCUUGAAAAAUCCAGAGUUAUAAAACAGGCGGUAGGAGAGAAAAAUUUUCACAUAUUUUACUAUAUUUAUGCUGGUCUUUAUCACCAAAAGAAACUUUCUGAGUUCCGACUUCCUGAGGAAAAGCCUCCUAGGUACAUAGCUGAUGAAACUGGAAGGGUGAUGCAUGACAUAACUUCCAAGGAGUCUUACAGAAGACAGUUUGAAGCAAUUCAGCAUUGCUUCAGGAUUAUAGGAUUCACUGACAAGGAGGUGCACUCAGUGUACAGGAUAUUAGCUGGGAUUUUGAAUAUUGGAAACAUUGAGUUUGCAGCUAUUUCCUCUCAGCAUCAAACAGAUAAAAGUGAGGUGCCCAAUGCAGAAGCCUUGGAAAAUGCUGCCUCUGUUCUCUGCAUCAGCCCUGAAGAGCUCCAGGAGGCUCUCACCUCACACUGCGUGGUCACCCGGGGCGAGACCAUCAUCCGCGCCAACACUGUGGACAGGGCCUCAGAUGUCAGAGAUGCCAUGUCCAAAGCCCUGUAUGGGAGGCUUUUCAGCUGGAUCGUAAAUCGCAUCAAUACACUUCUGCAGCCAGACAAAAACAUAUGUACUGCAGACGAUGGUAUGAAUGUUGGGAUCUUGGACAUUUUUGGAUUCGAAAACUUUCAAAGAAAUUCAUUUGAGCAGCUCUGCAUAAACAUCGCCAAUGAGCAAAUUCAAUACUAUUUCAAUCAGCAUGUUUUUGCUCUCGAGCAGAUGGAGUAUCAGAACGAGGGCAUUGACGCUACACCCGUGGAGUAUGAGGACAAUCGCCCCCUCUUGGAUAUGUUCCUCCAGAAACCCCUGGGACUGCUUGCACUUUUGGAUGAGGAAAGUCGGUUUCCUCAGGCAACAGACCAGACCCUAGUUGAUAAAUUUGAAGAUAAUCUUCGAUGCAAAUACUUCUGGAGGCCCAAGGGAAUGGAGCUGUGCUUUGGCAUUCAGCACUAUGCUGGAAAGGUAUUAUAUGAUGCUUCUGGGGUUCUUGAGAAAAACAGAGACACUCUUCCUGCUGAUGUGGUGGUCAUACUGAGAGCAUCAGAAAACCAGCUUCUCCAGCAACUCUUCUCAAUCCCUUUGACUAAAACAGGUAACUUGGCCCAGACAAGAGCCAGGAUAACAGCAGCCUCAAGAUCUUUGCCUCCGCAUUUCAGUUCUGGGAGACUCAAGGUGGACACUCUGGAGGUGAUACGGCAUCCGGAAGAAACCACCAACAUGAAGGGGCAAACCAUGGCUUCUUACUUCCGGUAUUCUCUGAUGGAUCUGCUCUCUAAAAUGGUGGUGGGACAGCCGCACUUUGUACGCUGCAUCAAGCCCAAUGAUGACCGAGAGGCCCUGAAGUUCUCCACAGACAAAGUGCGGGCCCAGCUCCGCUCCACGGGCAUCCUAGAGACAGUCAGCAUCCGCCAGCAGGGGUAUUCUCACCGCAUCCUCUUCGAGGAGUUUGUGAAAAGGUAUUAUUACUUGGCAUUCAGAGCACAUCAAACACCUCUUGCUAGCAAAGAGAGUUGCAUCGCUAUCUUGGAAAAGUCCAGAUUAGAUCACUGGCUGCUGGGAAAAACAAAGGUUUUUCUCAAGUAUUAUCAUGUCGAGCAGUUAAAUUUGCUGCUGAGGGAAGUCAUAGGCAGAGUGGUUGUGCUGCAGGCCUAUGCCAAGGGCUGGCUGGGAGCCAGGAGAUACAGAAGAGUCAGAGAGAAGAGAGAGAAGGGGGCUGUUGCCAUCCAGUCAGCCUGGAGAGGAUAUGAUGCUCGGAGGAAAUUUAAGAAAAUAAGCAACAGAAGGAGUGAGUCUGCUGUUCAUAUUCACGCAGUUCUGAGGGGCUCUGGCGAUCAUAAAAGCAGCCCACAAGCAGAAUACAGCAAUGGCCAUGCAGACACUUCAAGUACCUCUCCUGUCACUGAGAAAAAUUGGCAUUCACAAGCCCAGAGUUCUUCCAAAGGGUGUGAUGUCUUCGCAGGACACUCAAAUAAGAUAUGCCAUGCUGCUCCAGAUUGCCCAGGACUGAGUCCCUCGAGGGGAGCCCCUGCAAAAUCUGAUUCAGAAAACGGUCUUGCACAGAAGCAGCGAACACCUCGCCGAAGAUGUCAGGAGCCCAAAAUGUUGAGUAGCCCUGAGGACACCAUGUACUAUAACCAGUUAAAUGGAACUCUAGAAUAUCAAGGGAGCAAGAGGAAGCCAAGAAAACUUGGCCAAAUCAAAGUGCUUGAUGGGGAAGAUGAAUAUUACAAAUCUCUGUCACCUGUGGACUCUAUCCCUGAGGAAGACAACUCAGUCCACCCUUUCUUUUUUUCUUCAUCUUCAAAAGGGGCAUCUUUUGCUCAACCCUGAACUAUACCUUCUGCCUCCCAAGUCUGUUGAGGGUAAGAACAAUCAUGGUAAUUCACUGACUGUCAUUUAAUAAGAAAGGUACAAUGGGAUCAACUUCUUUGGACAUGUGGUCUGUGCUGGAGACUUACUGAACAAUUUUCAGAUUCCAAACAAUUUUCUCCAACCUCUAUCACCUACUCCCCUCUCCCGCAACAUCUGCUCUGUAGCCUGAGCUGGGCAACCCCUCCUUUUCUUAACUCUUGAGUCCCUGUGGGACAUGAGCAUACCUCCACUACAGCAAUGCCCAUAAUUCAUGCCCCAAUAUCUAUGAGAGUAACAAUCUCACCUGAGGACACUGAUGAUAUUUCUUUA
Messenger RNA from Cervus elaphus (red deer), 4278 nucleotides. It is a transcript of the gene MYO3B, whose product is annotated as myosin IIIB. Gene Ontology annotation, biological process: protein phosphorylation. Gene Ontology annotation, cellular component: myosin complex. Gene Ontology annotation, molecular function: cytoskeletal motor activity; protein kinase activity; ATP binding. The coding region runs from base 1 to 3927 and encodes 1308 amino acids. The transcript is spliced from 34 exons. NCBI's taxonomy places the organism in Eukaryota, Metazoa, Chordata, Mammalia, Artiodactyla, Cervidae. The record is from RefSeq and is a predicted model, not a curated record.